AUCAGGCCAAGACAACUGGAUAUAGAAGAAUGCGACAUGCAAAACACCAAUAGGUAUACCUUUCAGCUUCGACCGACCAUCCCUAUCCGCAAUGCCUUCAACGAAGAUAAGAUACAGCUUACAUUUGGUGAAUCCGGAGAUGGAGAAUAUCUUUCAUCAAACUGUAAGAUUGAUUUGAAACAAGACGAUGUUAACAAGUGGACUAAUGUUUCUGUGCAAGUUAAGUGUGACAACAUCGAUAAACCAGCCAAGAAAGCUGCCUUUACAUUUUCAGUCACAGACCUCCACGAAUUCUGGAAUCCUUACGUCCUUCCUAGUGUUGUGUUGACGAAGAUUGAGACUCCUGUAAACCUCUGUCAAGCCACUGGCGACCCACACUACACUACAUUUGAUGGAAAGUACUACGACUUCUACAGGCCUGGUGAUUAUGUCUUAUACCGCAAUUUAGAAAGAUUCUUUGAGAUACAUACCCGCCUAUGGACCUGCUGGAGCGUGACUUGUAACUGCGGUGUUGCCAUCAGAGAACACAAUGACGUUAUUAUCUUAUACACAUGCACUCAAGAUUUAGUUCAGCGGAAUGGAAUGCCGAUGAAGAUACGAAUUCCGAGUCAAAGGAAACUGCGAAAAGGAACACAUAUACUUGGCCGCCAUCCAGGGGGCUAUAGUGAGUACGAGGUGAGACUUCCAUCCGGAACAAUAGUGAGAGUACAGCAUAACUACUGGGGAAAUAAUGUUUAUCUGCAAGCGCCCCAGGCUGAUCGUGGUAAAACAAAAGGCAUGUGUGGAAAUUUUAACAAAAAUCCCGAUGACGACUUUCUCGGCGGUGAUAAAACAAUGCACAAUGAUGCAGACUCCUUUGGACAAAGUUGGAGAGUGAAUAGAUCAGAAAGUCUUUUUCAUAAAGUACCAAAUUGCAAUGAUCCAACGUGCGAUGGCUCUGUCUUCGAUAUGGACUUUUGUACGUGCAAACUUAACAAAGACACUAACGUAAUGCAGAUUGAUUGCGAACAAGAUGUUGCGCAACCUCAAACCGUGAAUGAAAAUCCAGCUCUAGUGCCAGUUCCCCAAGGGAAAAUAAACCAAAACGGAAAGAGAGGGAACACCUAUACGGACGAUGUUAUUUACUUUUACGACGAUAUUGAGCCUGACCUUCAAUCUCUGCCACCUCGUAAAAAACGUAACGUAAACGUUAAGUUGUCUUUGGAAAAUGCAACUGAGUAUUGUACAAAGUCUCUUUUAAGCACAAAAGCUGCCCAGGUUUGCUUGGAACUUUCAAAUGUCAACGUUAGCAAUGCAAUCGCACAAUGUGCCGCAGACCUGCAGAUCACAGGUGACGUUUUCUGGGUGGAGAGUGCCUUUGAAUCUUUGAAGUCAUCUUGUCAAUUCCAAGCUGUCAAAAAUUACAGUGCCUACGAAAAAGAUGAAAGUGGAAAUCUUGUGCCUCCAGCGAAGGUAACUCAGCUGCUGUGUCCAAACGACUGCAGCUUCCAAGGAAACUGCACAAACGGUACUUGUGUUUGUGACGAAGGAUAUGUCUCUGCCGACUGCUCUAUGAGAUUCGAUGAAAUUCCGCAAUUGUUCAGGUUAUUGGAUGAGGGCCUUUGCAAUAUCCGUGUUAGGCCAUGCUUGAGAACCAUUGUUUUUGGACAAUACUUUUUAAGCUCAGAAAAUUUGACAUGCCACGUCAAAGAGUUCAAGGUCAUAUCAAGUAACUGGAUUCCGUCAAACGGGACACAAACGUUUAAUGGUAGCAAAACGGACUUGUUUGCGAUGGAGUGUCAUCUUCCCAGCUCUCCUGUCAAUUUGGGCGGCUAUCCUCUUGAAGGAACACCAGCGGCAGGUUACAUCGUGUCUGUCUCUAAUGAUGGCGAGCAUCCAAGUCGUGAGCUUAAAAUGAUAACCUUUGACUCAGUGUGCCAAGCAUGUAACAUUUCACGUGGAUGUUCUCUUAAGCAAGAUGCAUGUCUGAUCAGAGGUCACUGCUUUGCCAAAGAUGAUCCAGACCCAACAGAUUGGUGUCAGCAAUGUAUCCCGUCGACUGAUCAACACGUUUGGACCAGACGGAAAGUAAAUCUGCCUCCCAACAUCACAACACCAUCCGUGAGAUACGCCCUUCUCGGUGAGGACCUUCAACUACAGUUAGAGGGCGAGGAUCCUGAAAGUAGACCGUUUGUAAUAUCUAUGAUUGACGGAAAUCCAUCACAAGGAAAGCUGUCUGCAAGCCAUAUUCUUCACUGGAAACCUGAGACACAAAAUUCUACAAACUUUUUCUUUCGAGCAACCGAUGAGUGCAACGCUUCAUCCACAUUUAACAUGAGUAUUAACAUUGUAAUCUGUCCCUGUACUGAAAAAGGAAUAUGUGAACCCGACCCCAGUCACCCACGAGGAUCAGGAUUGUAUGUUUGUAAGUGUCAGCCUGGCUACGAUGGACAGAGAUGCGAGAAGGAGAUAGACGAGUGUUUACUGUCUCCAUGUGUUCAUGGCACGUGCAAAGACGAAAUAAACAAUUACACGUGUACCUGUGACCCUGGUUACACUGGUUAUAACUGCAGUGUAGAUAUUGACGAGUGCCAGUCUGCUCCGUGUAUCCACGGAAACUGUUCGGACCUUGUCAAUGGUUUUAACUGCUCUUGUCAAUCUGGUUUCAAUGGCACUCGAUGUGAACACAACAUCGACGACUGUCCUUCCUCUGGUUGCGGAAACGGUACUUGCGUCGACCUCGUAAACAAUUACACUUGCCAAUGUAAUGUUGGAUUUAGAGGCCAACAUUGUGACAGCGUCAUCCGAAAUUGCUCGAGUGACGCAUGCUUUCCCGGAGUUCGCUGUAUUCAGAAAACGAAUACCAUCACGUGUGACCCUUGUCCCACCGGAUACUUUGGUGACGGAAAGAAUUGCAAAGACGUCGAUGACUGCAUCAAUGUAACAUGCAAAAAUGGCGGUUCGUGUAUCGAUGGAAUAAAUAAUUACACGUGCUCGUGCCAGUCGGGGUAUACUGGAGACUGGUGUGAGACAGAUAUUGACGAUUGUGUGUCUGCUCGAUGUGACAACGAUGCAACGUGUGUGGAUGGUGUCAAUCAAUUCAGUUGCGUAUGUCAAAAAGGCUUUAGUGGGAGAUUGUGCGACAUAGACAUAGAUGAAUGUGCCACGCUGCCCUGUAAAAAUGGCAGCUGCCAAGAUGGUCCCAACUCUUUCACGUGCACAUGUCAAAGUGGUUUUACUGGAACCUACUGCGAAACAGACGUGCAUGAUUGUGUCUCAGCUCGAUGUGCUAACGGAGCAAAAUGUGUAGAUGGUGUCAACCAGUAGAACUGUGUUUGUCAAACAGGAUUCACUGGGAAAUUAUGUGAAUAUGAGGUGACACCUACUCUCACUACUGGAGGAAAGACGGAAAUAACUUCAACCUUAGUGGAACAUAAAACAACUGAGUCUCCAACUGAGCCUGGGACAGAUAAACUAAAAUCGGAUUUCAAACUUCAAAUAAGAAUCAAGAGGGAAUGGGACAGCAGCCUAGUAGACUCGACUAGUGAAAAAUUUAAAGAGCUUUCCAGCUUACUGAAAAAAGAGAUUUAUAAGGCAUAUUUUGGAUUUCCUGACUUAAAAGAAGUGAAAAUAAUUGGAAUGAGACCUGGAAGCAUAAUAGCAGACUUUCAGCUCAUUUUCAAGAGAGCUUUGAGUGCGCAAGAGGCCUUAGGUCCAAUGGAAAACGAAAUAAAGGA
This is a messenger RNA of Stylophora pistillata, 3716 nucleotides long. RefSeq names its product von Willebrand factor D and EGF domain-containing protein. Lineage: Eukaryota; Metazoa; Cnidaria; Anthozoa; Scleractinia; Pocilloporidae. Gene Ontology annotation, biological process: Notch signaling pathway. Gene Ontology annotation, molecular function: Notch binding; calcium ion binding. The record is from RefSeq and is a predicted model, not a curated record.